Messenger RNA from Anguilla anguilla (European eel), 2871 nucleotides. RefSeq names its product cytochrome b5 (gene cyb5a). Gene Ontology annotation, cellular component: intracellular membrane-bounded organelle; membrane. The transcript is spliced from 5 exons. The coding region runs from base 159 to 575 and encodes 138 amino acids. Gene Ontology annotation, molecular function: heme binding. The record is from RefSeq and is a predicted model, not a curated record. Lineage: Eukaryota; Metazoa; Chordata; Actinopteri; Anguilliformes; Anguillidae.
UGACCGUGGGUAGAGCUCAUGAGUGAAAUAGAUUUCUACACCCAAGGAAAAGUGCUGUAUUCAUGUUGCUCGACAUUAAUAUAGUUUUGCUGAGUGUACUCGAACGAAGGCUAAUUUAAUACCGAUCUCUAAAUAAGUUCAUUUCAAACACUCUGAUCAUGAGUGGCACCGAAGAGCAAUCGGUCACCCAGACGGUAAAAUACUACAGGCUGUCAGAAGUGGAGGAACGGAACACGUUCAAGAGUACCUGGAUUAUUAUCAACCACAAAAUUUACGAUGUUACUAAAUUUCUGGAGGAGCACCCUGGCGGCGAGGAGGUCCUUCGCGAGCAGGCUGGAGGUGAUGCGACGGAGAGUUUCGAGGAUGUGGGACACUCCACCGACGCCAGAGAAAUGGCCCAGAGCUUCCUGAUUGGCGAGCUGCACCCAGAAGACCGGCCUAAAAUUGCAAAACCUCCAGAGUCUAAUGUUAUAACAGUGGCAGACAAUACAAGCUGGUGGGUAAGCUGGGUGAUCCCUGGCCUCGCUGCAGCCAUUGUCACUCUUCUGUUCCGUUUGUUCACGUCAGAGGACUGACCCCUGUCCCCCCCAAAUGCAAAUAUUAACCACUUCCUGUAGCGCUAGUACUAUGCUGGACAGAGCUGCAAAACCGCAAGUGUCUUGCCGAAUGCGAAGUUCAAAAGCAGUUCUGCCAGAGUUUCAACUAAUCCAGCCAAUCACUCUGCAACUUUGUAAAUUCUGCAAAUUAAGGCAUUCAAUUUUUGUUGUUUUUGUUGUCGCCAAGUGGUUUCCCUCUCAAAGAGAUUUAAAUAUUGAUGUAGAAAAUACAUUGUGAUUUAGCCUGUAUUUUAGGCUUGUUCAUUCUGACUCUUGUAAUUAAUGUGUAAAGUGAUAAUGUAAAUGUCUAGAUUUUUAUGGCCAGAUAAUAAUCCCAGAACCAAUACAUUCCAUAAUUUAGCUAAGAGGUUUUAUAUGAGUCCAUUUGCACAGCAGUUUGAGUCAUUGCUCAUCUUUAAGGAACCCUGGAUAUUUAUGGGUCAAUUUUAAAGGAAAUUUUCAUAAAAUGCGCAAUCAAUUAAGAGAAUUGGAAUUGCCAACUUUAUGCAGCAUGUAAAUGAUUAAAUAUUAUGAACAUAAUAUGUUAAUGAAUAUAGAAAAGGCCGAUUCAACUCAUUGACCAACAGCAGUUAUCCUGGUACUAAAAUGGAAUUAUUCUAAAGGAAUAAUCGUGAUAAAUAUGUUAGCCUUGCCAUUCUGGAAUUAAGCCAUGACUGUCCUCGUUCUGCUUUAAGUGAAAUUGAGGAUCAUUUGGAUGUGAAUCUUCUACAGAAAGUGACUUCAUCCACUAUCAGGACAGAAGGACAGUAGGCUCCUUUUGUGAGGGACAUGGGGCUUUAGCCCAAUUACAUCAUCACAUUGUUCACUGUCACGUGCACAAGGAGGGUUAUGGUUAAAAGCCACAGAAGGCACUCCUCCGUUAGGGAUUCAAAAUGGAGACUGCGGUUCAAUGUGUGUCUUAAGUACAGGGUACAUUACCCAGUGUUCAGUGUUUUAAAAGCAGGGUUUCAGCUGCUCUUGUUCCUCCAGGAGAAUGGCUUGAUUCCAAACAGAGCUCUCUGGACUUGGAUUACGGACUGGCGGACUUUAAUGGCAUAUUUCAGGGGACCUGUGAGCCCGUGAGUGGACAAGGGUGAAAUAGGACAAGACUUCUGACACCACCCAAUACAGUAAAGCGCUGGCGAGUGUUUCCGAGAAUAUUUAACAGGACAGCUUUAAAAUAAGUGAAUGACUUUUGAAAGGAAAAUUAUAUGAAAGGGGGGCAAGUGAGGAGAAAGCGAAUAUGUUGUUGUCUAUUGCAAGCAGUGUUAUACAAUUGCAGCAUGAAUAAGGCUGGGCAUAUUUGUCAGGGAAAAUAUUGGCUAACAGUAGUCACAGCAAAGUUGUUGGAAAUCUAUGAGAACUGAAAAAAGGCAAAAAUCAAUGACCAAGUGUUUUUAAAACAUUAAUUUAUUAAAUUAUCCAAAAUUUCAUGGGUAGCACUGGGAAAUGAUUGAACUAAAAUGUGCAGCUGCAGUGGCCUUGAAAGUGCUUGAAGUUUCUGAAAAAUUAGCUGGCAGUCAGUUGCCACAACGAACACAUAAAAAAGAAUAAAAUGCAUUAGAUAGACUGGUGCAUUUAAUCAGUUCAGUCCAUCAUGGAAUGCAAGUGCAUGUUUUUGUAGUUAUACAUGCAAAUCAUGCCCCUCAUUUACCUACUAAAAUUAUAAUAAUGCCUACGUCAUUGACCUGAAAUGAAUUUUGGGUCAUUACCUCGGUCAAUGAUGUGGAAUUAACGAGAGGGUAGCUAGAGGGCGCAAAACAUCUGCGCAAAAGUCACUCCCAAAAAAGCUGUUUUGACAAUUGGACAGUCCUAAGCCCUCAUGGACUUGAUGGGAACAUCCCUUUGAGUCCAUGAGUUCCCAAGUCCAGAGAAUGGGAUUCAGCCAGUAUUACGGGAAGACUUGUGCUGGAAAAUGAAAGUUCUUCUCAGAUGCGUUUGCUUUCCUGUCCCUCAGAGGGUGCAGUUGUAGCUCAAGAAUAAGUGCUUUGCAUUGGAUUACUGUGCAUUUUAACUGGGUGUAGUCCUACUGCUAACUAUCCUUUAAGAGCAGAAGUUCUUCAGAUAGUGAAUCUGUUCAGGGGACAUGGCUGAAACUGCUGUUCGGUGGACUCCCUCAUUCCUGUCCCAGGUCUAUCACUGUGUGAAAGCAAAACUAAAGGCAGUGACAGUAGAUCCCCAACUGGUCUGUGUACAGUCCUCCCUCUUGUGAUAAUGUAUCUCUAUUGCUUGAAAUUUUAUACAAUAUAAUAAAUUGUGUCUGAGUUGCCGUGAA